Messenger RNA from Polyodon spathula (Mississippi paddlefish), 2971 nucleotides. RefSeq names its product tyrosine aminotransferase-like. Bases 16 to 1563 code for a protein of 515 amino acids. Gene Ontology annotation, molecular function: L-tyrosine:2-oxoglutarate transaminase activity; pyridoxal phosphate binding. The transcript is spliced from 12 exons. Gene Ontology annotation, biological process: aromatic amino acid metabolic process; biosynthetic process. The record is from RefSeq and is a predicted model, not a curated record. NCBI's taxonomy places the organism in Eukaryota, Metazoa, Chordata, Actinopteri, Acipenseriformes, Polyodontidae.
UUUUUUUUGGGAAAGAUGUAUGCAGAGGGGUGUGGGGCACAGCCCUCAGAUUCCACCAAUGGAUGGUGGUUAGGGAUCAACUCCCAUUUUGGGGACAAAUUUAAAGGAACUGGUAAAGCGGUUUUCAGUCAUUCAGUGGUGUUAUUUUUAAAAGUCUUUACUGCUGAAGUCUACGUUUGUUCUUCGAUACCAAAAGGUCCUAUUAUUAAGAUGGAGAACGAAUCAUAUGGGAUCCAGGUAAACGGUAACAGUGUCCACCACGUUAACGGGAGCCUCUACCAGGCAAAAAUGAAAAGCAGGAAGCCCAAAUGGAAUAUUAAAGCCUCUGAGAUGUCCAGAAAAACAUUUAACCCUAUCAGGGCUAUCGUGGACAGCAUGAAUGUUGAACCGAACCCAAGGAAAAAUAUGAUAGCGUUGUCUAUAGGUGACCCAACCAUUUUUGGAAAUCUUCCCACUGAUGACAAUGUUCUACAAGCCAUGAAGGAAGCUAUUGAUUCAAAGAAAUUUAAUGGCUACGCACCUGCGAUAGGUUAUCAGAAAAGUCGGGAGGCCGUUUCCAAUUUCUACAGUUGCCCAGAAGCCCCUCUGGAUGCCAAGGAUGUUAUCCUUACAAGCGGGUGCAGUCAAGCUAUUGAGUUGGCGAUUGCUGUGCUGUGCAACCCCGGUCAGAACAUCUUGGUACCCCGCCCAGGCUUCUCUCUGUAUAAAACACUGGCAGUCUCCAUGGGUAUUGAUGUCAAACUCUACAAUUUACUGCCUGAAAAAUCCUGGGAAAUCGAUCUGAAACACCUGGAAUCGUUAAUUGAUGAUAAGACUGGCUGCGUUAUUGUGAACAAUCCUUCUAACCCCUGUGGGUCUGUCUUCAGCAAAUCACACCUUCAGAAGAUCAUCACGGUUGCUUCCAGAAACUGUAUCCCAAUACUGGCUGAUGAAAUCUAUGCUGAAAUGGUCUUCUCCGGAUGCAAGUAUACCUCUGUAGCUUCUCUGAGCGCGGAUGUCCCAAUCCUGUCCUGUGGUGGUUUAGCGAAGCGGUGGCUUGUACCUGGAUGGAGAAUGGGGUGGAUUCUGAUUCACGACAGAAAAAAUGUGUUUGGCAAUGAGAUAAAGGAAGGCUUAGUCAGGCUAAGCCAGAGAAUUUUGGGUCCAUGCACAAUUGUUCAGGGAGCACUGGAAACCAUCAUUAAUAAAACGCCUCAAGAAUUUUAUGAUAACACCAUCAGUUUCCUAAAGUCCAAUUCAGACAUCUGUUACAGUGCUCUGUCUACUGUUGCUGGCCUCAGGCCAAUCAAGCCGUCAGGUGCUAUGUAUCUGAUGGUUGGAAUCAAUAUGGAGCACUUCCCAGAGUUUGAGAGUGAUGUGGAUUUCACAGAGAAGUUAAUAGCAGAGCAGUCGGUCUUCUGCCUUCCUGCCACGUGCUUUGAGUACCCAAACUUCUUCAGGAUCGUGGUGACGGUGCCUGAGGAUAUGAUGUUGGAGGCAUGCACCCGGAUCAGGGAGUUCUGUGAACAGCAUUACCGUCAGCACGCAGACAGCAUCAUACAAGACGUAGAGUGUGACAAGUGAAGUGUGUGUAGUGAUGCCGCUGCUGGGAACAUGGAACGCUUGAUUUCAGUCAUAUUCAACUCACAAACUCAGGAAAAAGUUCAUUAUGAAUUGUGGACAUUAUUUGAAAGUGUUACCAACAACUUUUUAAAAUAAUACCUACCAGGAAAAUGAGUCAUACUCCAGCUACAAGGAUAGAUUGUAAGCAUCUGCCCAUAUAGCAACACUUCAGUCAAUUAAGUGAGGACCCUGUAAAUGUACUCUGACCUACCAAAAAUAUAUUAAACACUUUAUACGUUGUGCCGUCCCCAUUUCCCUUGACUUUUGGAAUAACACACCCAGGGCAUAGAUUUCAUUGGCAGAUCUCUUUUGGACAAGAUUGAGGUGCUUCCUUUGAGUUGAUUGAUUGGUAGACCAGAUAUUAAAUUGGGAUGGCAUUUUCAUAGCCAGGUACAAUUUGGUAUGGAGUUUCUACAUUUUCUGGUAAAAAAAUAAGUAAGAACAACUUUUCAUGAUUCUUACACCUGAUUGGCUGACCAUUUGGAAGUAUAAUUAAGAAUAGCUUGCUCAGUUUUCCUAAAACUAUAAAUGGUAAUUAAUUCUGGAGGUAUUUCCUCAUGAUAGUGAUUGCGCUAAUGUAUUUACUGUUGAAAUUCAAAAGCUUUUAAAAUACAAUUUGGUCUUACUUUUGACUGUCGCAUUAAACUUGUCCUUGACUAUUCUUUGUAACCUGCAAAAUGCAACAGUUUGUGUAGGUCAUUUACAUCAUGAUGCUUUAUCUGAAGUGCAGUUAACAGUUAUUAUCUUGUAUUUUGUAAAUAUGAACGUUAUUGUUAUUUAAUCCUACUACUUUUAAUAUGAGGGUGCCUUGCCUCAUCAUGGUUUGUACCAAAUGUAUUUUAAAACAUUUCUAUAUGUUUAUGAACCAAUAUCAACAUAAAUGCCAGAAAAAUGCUCUCAUAAAAAAAUGUUACUUACUACUUGUAUUUUAAUAUAUGUAGAAAUAAUAGAACAAAACUAUAUUUGACAAAUGUUUUGACUAGAAAUGCUUUUAAAUCAUGUAUUUCUGUUAGUCACCUGGUUCAACUGUUUACUGCUAUGGUUUAUUCAGACAGUAAAUGUGUGAAAUUGGUAAGAAUGGCUUUAGUUGGCAUGUGCUGUAUUUUAUAUAUGACUAAAUACAUAAUAAAAUAUUAUAGCAUUUAAUUUUCAGCUUUCAAUAUUUACUUUUAUUCACAAUUUUUUUUUUACCAGUGUUAACUGUUAAAUGUUAAUCACUGUUUUUAUACUUCAGUACAUUGUAUUUAGCUUGACAUCAGUUAUAUUCCUGUUCAGCGCUUCGUUUGUUUUCAGUUGCCAGUUCCAAAAAAAGACUUUUGUAAUGUUUAAAAAAAACCUUAAUAAUAAAAAAAAAUCGUGUGAAACUGAA